GAACCUUCUGUUGACCUUUUCCUCACACGGCUAUCGUCUGACAUGCUAACGUGAAGAUGUGCGAAGUGAAGAUUUGACGUAUUGAUGAGUCAUGGCCAGUAAUGACAAUAAUAGCUCGGUAGAAGAGAGGACAGCAGAAGAGGCAGUGACGGUGCCCCCCAAUCCAGUGGACAUGGAAGCGGCAUCUCAGGCAGAUACCCGAAAGCCUCCAAACACCCAACAAAGCAAUGGCAGGCAGAGUUCUCCCACAGUACCACCAUCAACUGAUGUGAACAGAAACAGAGUUGAAGCAAGUAAAGCUGACAGAUCACUCAGUCAGACAGGGUCUGCUGUCGUUGGGAACCUGUGCUCCGCUGAAGGGGUUGAUGUCAUGGAUAAAGAUGAGGACAUUGUGAUGAUACCUCAGGGGCAGAUGGAGGAAGAGCAAGACAACCAUGCUGUGAACAAGGUUUAGAACAUUACAUAUAUA
Molecule: messenger RNA, 469 nt
Organism: Branchiostoma belcheri (Belcher's lancelet)
Lineage: Eukaryota; Metazoa; Chordata; Leptocardii; Amphioxiformes; Branchiostomatidae
Exons: 3
Coding region: 92-454 (120 amino acids)
Source: RefSeq, a predicted model, not a curated record